Messenger RNA from Carlito syrichta (Philippine tarsier), 1075 nucleotides. It is a transcript of the gene HAUS2, whose product is annotated as HAUS augmin like complex subunit 2. Lineage: Eukaryota; Metazoa; Chordata; Mammalia; Primates; Tarsiidae. Gene Ontology annotation, biological process: centrosome cycle; microtubule nucleation; spindle assembly. Gene Ontology annotation, cellular component: centrosome; HAUS complex; mitotic spindle microtubule. The record is from RefSeq and is a predicted model, not a curated record.
GCGUUCGCCUUCCGUUCCCGUUCACUCCGGGCGCCAUCGGGGGCGGUGCGUCGGAGCCAUGGCUGCUGUGAGCCCCUGGGACCCGGCCUCCGAUCCUAAGGGCGCUGGGCUAUUUCUGGACCGCUUCGUAACUUCAGGGUUGGUCGCUCAGGAGAUGUUAAACAUAUCCAAGAAAACGACUUCUUGUUUUAUGAACUUCUCCAGACUACAGAAGAUCACAGAUAUUCAAGCUGAAAUCUACCAGAAGAAUUUGGAAAUUGAACUCCUGAAACUAGAAAAAGAUACAGCAGAUGUUGUUCAUCCUUUCUUUUUGGCUCAGAAGUGUCAUACUCUGCAAAGCAUGAAUAAUCAUUUGGAAGCUGUGCUAAAAGAGAAGCGGUCCCUCAGGCAAAGACUGUUGAAACCCAUGUACCAGGAAAACUUACCUAUUGAAGCUAUUUAUCACAGAUAUAUGGUAGAUUUGCUGGAGUUAGCUGUGACUUUCAUUGAAAGAUUAGAAACCCAUGUUGAAACAAUUAGAAAUAUUCCUCAUAUAGAUGAAAAUCUAAAGAAAAUGAGCAAGGCUUUAGCAAAGAUGGAUAUUUUGGUGACUAAGACAGAAGAAUUGGCAGAGAUUAUACUCAAGUGGCGGAAACAACAAAAGGAAGUUUCCUCUUGUAUCCCCAAAAUAUUAGUAGAAAAAAAUCUUCAUAAGCAUGAUAUAAUGCCUCCUUUACCUUUUACUUCUGAAGUUCAUGUCCAAACUCUUAGUGCCAAGUAAUCAACUUUAUUUUUGCUUAGUUAUAUAUAAUCAUAUGAAGUCCAUUUCUAGUUGAUUUUGAGAUGAGUAUUUAUAGGCUUCUAGCAAUACUGAAAGAGCCUUCUUGAUACUGUAGUAUCGAAUUAUAGGUCCAUUACAGCCCAACUGACUUUGUUAUAUAUUUUCAUUCCACUUUUCAGUAAAGCUAGUGAAGAUCAAAUAUAAAUCAUGUCUAUAAAACACAUGAACUUAUUUAUGUCUUUGUAUUUUUGAAUCAGAGUCUCAUUCUGUCACCCAGGCUGAGAUGUAGUGGCACACUCAGCCACCACAGCCUCG